This is a messenger RNA of Acyrthosiphon pisum (pea aphid), 1261 nucleotides long. RefSeq lists its product as uncharacterized. The transcript has 4 exons. The coding region runs from base 60 to 887 and encodes 275 amino acids. NCBI's taxonomy places the organism in Eukaryota, Metazoa, Arthropoda, Insecta, Hemiptera, Aphididae. The record is from RefSeq and is marked predicted.
CAUUUAAUUUCCAGUCAAAUUUAAUUGUAUAAAUUGCUCGCAUCAUAUUGAACAUUAUAAUGGCUAAGUCACUAUUCAUAAUAUUUGUGAGCUUCAUUUUUUCAACGAGCAUUUCAUUCGGUGAAGAUGCGUGCAGUAACUACGAAGAUAAGGAUUGCGUUCAUCCAAAUAUACUUAAAAAUGAUCACUUCAUUAACCAAUGGUCAGUUCAUUUGCCUGGAAUGACCAAGGACGAAGCUAAACAACUGUUAGAAGAUAAUGGCUUUGACUAUUUAGGAAAGAUAAUGGACGGGGUCGACUUGUAUCUUGUGACAAAAAAAGGUACACAAGAAAAACACGCCUUGCCCAAUGAAAGAAUAAUAGAAUUACUUAAGAAACAUGAAAAAGUGCAUUCGGUUGCACAAAAGCACGUGCUUGAAAACUCGCAGGAUGAGGUGACAAAUAUAAUCAACGAGGAUAAUGUUCAUUUCGAGUCCUUGGAUCCCGACACUAUCGUCCUAAAUGACGGAUGGAAUAACUUGGAAAGAAUAGCUGCUUUCGAGGCAGCCGAAGCCGAAGCCGAAGCCGCGAUCGCUGCAGCGGCGUCUGAUAAUUCUAAGCCAGCAGACACUAAUAAAAAGAUUGAAGCUGAUGGCGGCGACGAUGGUAGUCGCAAAAAGAAACAACGCCGAAAAAAACAAGACGGAGUGUCUAGUUCAGAUAAUGAAUCUCCGUCCGAGACAAUGGAUCAUGAGGGUUCACUGGAAUCAGAUUUAUCAAACGAAGAAUUGUUGGUAGCAGAUCUGUCAAACGAAGGAUCAGCAGACGAGGAGACGUCGGACGAGGAGUUGUCGGAUGAGGAUACCGUGGAAGAGGUGUCGUCGGAUGAAACAGGACUCGAUGAAUAAAAUUCUGCAAGACCUGCAAUGCAUUAUAUAUCUUGAGGCAUAAAUGUGUAUAAUCACGUAUAGCUAUAAUAAUUUAUUAACAGUUUAUACUUUUAGCUACUGGCCAAAUCUAACGAAAAAAAUAUGUUAUUUAUAAUCUGAUAUCUUCAAAGUUCUAAUUUUACAUAUGAUUUUUAAUAAAUAUAAAUUUAAAAUGAUUUAAUAUAAUAUAUAAUACUAGGUAUAUUGUAGUAGACCAAAAGUAAUAUCACAACUGGUCAUUGCCAGGUAGAAGCAAUUUUAUUAUUAAAUUUUUAUAUACUAUCUAGUACAUAAAAAUGCCUACGUUCAAUUUGUAAAAAAAUAUAAGAAAAUUAAAGUGGGACAAUUUUAAA